Molecule: messenger RNA, 2045 nt
Organism: Paramacrobiotus metropolitanus
Lineage: Eukaryota; Metazoa; Tardigrada; Eutardigrada; Parachela; Macrobiotidae
Product: secreted frizzled-related protein 1-like
Biological process (GO): canonical Wnt signaling pathway; non-canonical Wnt signaling pathway; negative regulation of canonical Wnt signaling pathway
Molecular function (GO): Wnt-protein binding
Source: RefSeq, a predicted model, not a curated record
UGUUUACCGAAUUACCAUCCUAUGCAAAAUUUUCCCGGCGACAAACUUGCAAGCGCCUCUCCACCGUUCUUUGCUGCACAUCCUCUGUUUUAAUGCUUUUUAAGGGAAGUAGUCGAAGAAAUUAACGAUUGAUCGGGCUCGUUGCCGGCUUGAUUGCCGUAAGUGAGUUAUCAUAGUAGACAAGCAUCAAGCCAUCAAAUCAGCAGCAGCAGACCGUUCAUGUCAGAAAGGACGCUAAUCCCCGUUUGAAUGCCGGGCACAGCCCCCGUUAUUAUUGACUUCCCUCUCCUCUGCACUCCACCACAUAACCAGCGAACAAGAGAGAGGGACGAAAGAGUGCCGUGUUCGCAUGUGCACGGAUAACCGUCUCUCACACAACUUCAUUUGUUGUAUUUGUCCAGCGCCGAUGCAUCAGCCGAUAAAAGAUGUUCACUCUGUGAUAAACAUUUACCCACUAUCUUACUAAUAUUUACAUGAGCAUUGCGACACCAUGGACGCUGUAAUAAUUCCCUUUUUAUUUCUCCUGCAUUGCCAUGGUCUGGAGGGGAAAAAGUACAGUCAACCGGCGGCGUCGGUCAUCGAAGCGGAAUUAUUCCCCGAAUCGCACUAUUAUCAGGCGGAUUCCUCGCGUCUUCCCACACAGCAGAAAUGUGUGGAAAUCCCGCAGAAUAUGAGUUUAUGUUAUGGGAUCGGCUACCAGCAGAUGCUGCUGCCCAAUCUCCUGGAGCACGAGACCCUGGCGGAAGCUACGGAGCAGUCGGCAUCCUGGCUGCCGUUGGCCAACAUCAAAUGUCACCAGCAUACGCAGUUGUUUUUAUGCUCUUUUGCUCCCAUCUGUCCCAUUCAGCAUCCCGCUGUGCAGCCGGAUGUGUCCAUGCCGGCGGACCAGGCGUUGCCGCCGUUUUUAACCGCCGGACCGACGAUCUAUCCUUGCCGGUCACUGUGUGAAUCGGUCAAGUCCAGCUGCCAAGGGGUCAUGAACAAACACGGCUUUCCGUGGCCAGAUAUUCUGGAAUGUGGACGUUUCCCGCUGGAUAACGAUAUGUGCAUUGCGCCCAAUGCCAAUGCCCAAGUGGCCACCACACCAUCGCCGACGCCUCCGCCGACGAUGGGGAGUACAAAGGCUGGCCGGCAGAAACACCGGAAACCGGUCGAUAUGCAUCAUGUUGCUCCAACAGCGGCCAUACCACGAAAGCCGACGCCGGCCAGCAGUCCCUUGCCAUCAUCAACUGACUCCUGUGAUGCCUGUCAGGCGGUUGUCUUACCCAAGGAGCUGGAUGCCGCUUACUGCCGGGCGCAAUUCGUAUCCAAAAUUCGAUUCCGUCGGCAAACUCGUCGCGGCGCUUAUCUAGCGCGCCGACCGCGCAUCCUCCGCUUAACAGAUCCGUCCCCGGAUUUCAACCGCACCGCAUCGGAAGAAAGCCUGAAUGCGGAAAAGAGUUUGGAAUUCCUGUUCGAUCCGAGCAUCUUCAACGCCAACUGCCGCGUGACAUGUGCCGGUAAAGUGGAGCCGCGCAGUCAAAUGUAUCUCGUGUUCGGCCGAAUGGUCAAAGAGCCGGCAUUAUCCACCAAAAAGUCCCGCUUCCCGCAAGUGCUAAUGGAGCGCAUAAUGCCCUGGUUUACCGGGCCACUCAACCGUGAUUUCCGGCAGGCGGAAAAGCGAUUACAGAACUUGAAGUGUAACGGACGCACUGAUAAUGCUAACACUGUACGAAAAGGCAACCGGAAUAAGAAGAGGAAGGGCGCGGUCAAUAACAUUUAAAGAUUUGGUCUAAACUGAAAUGUUGCGGCUGAGCAGGCGCUUCUUGUAGUCGAACGGUAUCGUUUGUACAUAAAUCUUUUAUAAUGUUUCGAUUCAGAUUAUGCGUAUUUUGCUGGCUGGUGCAGAGCACUUUGAAAAUGCGACGUCAGUUUACACACUGGCAUUUGCGUACCUCUGAAAAGGGAAACAUUUAUUACUAAUUUCGAAUCUAAUGAAAAAGCUAGUAAUUGGCGCUACAAGUCUGCAACCUAGAGCAAAGACAGUAAUUAAAUUUUAAUAAAUG